AGACAGCAGAGAGGACAGAGAAUUGUUUUUUUUGAAGGGGGCUAACAGCAGCCUCCCAGCGUUGCAUUCACUAUGGACUGGGGAUUCCUAAGCUUGUUGCUCCUUCUCAGCUAUCACACAGACAAAGGUGAUGCAGUUCCUUCAAUUAGUAACUUCCAAGACCCUAAAACAAUCCUUGCUGGUCAACGCAUACAAUUUAUUUGCAAGGAUACCGAAGCGGUAAGCUGGAGCUAUCUUAGACCCGGUUAUGGAAAGAAGCCCAAACAACUGCGCACCUCACCAUUUCAUGGGAGCAAAACUGAUAUACUGUACACUAUUGAACGAGCAGAGCGCAAACACACUGGACGAUAUAUAUGUACCAACACAUUGACAGAAGAAAGUGUCUCAUUCUAUCUGUUUGUUAAAGACUCAACAAGUCCAUUUUAUGAUGACCUUAAAUUUAUUGAUGGACAGGAAGGAAGUGAUGUUACCGGGGUAUGCCCUCGUUCUGAUCCCGAUGCUCUUGAUUUUGCUCUCCAAACAUGUGAUAAGUCUCCCCUGCCUAAGGAUUUUAUCUAUGUUGCGGACUUUGAGAAUGGCAUCACCAUAAAAACCGUGCAGACCAAUUUUAAGGGGUGUUAUGAAUGCACAGCAUCUCAAAACGGCAUUUGGAAAACAAGCAAAUUCACGUUACAUGUAAAACCUGUUCACAAAACCUUGCCUACAAUCUCACUGACAAAAUCCAGGCAACUUGUCAAAACAGGAGAACCAUUUCAAGUAACUUGUGCAGUAAAAGAUGUAUUCAGUACUGUGGAAGUGAGAUGGGUUAAUCAUCAAAACAUGAUUGUCAGUGAAAAUAGCCAAUACCUUGCUCCAACAGUCUUUGGGCGCAAUGUAACUCUGAAGAGCAAUGCUGUUCAGUUUAAUGAGUCGGGUACAUUUAUUUGUCAAGCGAAAAACAGUAUUGGUGCUGUGAAUGUUACGUUCACAUUAGAUGUUAUAGAUGUGGGAUUCAUCAACCUGACCAUCACAGAUAACACGACCAUUGAUGUAAAUGCUGGAGACAGCCUUGUGUUAAGAGUGUUUAUCGAUGCUUACCCCAGGCCAUAUGAAGAAUUAUGGACUUUUAUGAAUGAAACUAUAUUAAACACAUCGGAUCAUUUUGUCGAUACACGAGAAGAGGGUGACAAUAGGUACAUUUCCGAAUUACAUCUGAUCCGCUUAAAAGGAAACGAGAAAGGCGAUUAUACGUUUUAUAUCUCAAACGCAGACUCCAACUCUUCCGUGACUUUCAGUGUUUUUGUAAAAACAAGGCCAGAAAUCCUCACCGCAGAGCGAAUCAGUGACGAUAUGCUGCAGUGCGUGGCAGCAGGGUUUCCUACACCCACCAUUGAUUGGUUCUUUUGUUCAGGAAGUGAGCAAAGGUGUCAAAAUGCAUCAUCGAUUUCUCCAGUGGACCUAAAGAUCAGCCAGGAAAAUUCAUCUCUAGGGCGCAUAGUGGUGGAAAGUACCAUUAAUGUGAGUUCAAUUAAGAAGAAUGGUACUGUGCAAUGCAUCGCUUCCAAUGAGGUGCAGAGAACUUCAUCUGUUUUCAGCCUUGCUAUUAAAGAAAACAUCAGCUCCCACACUCUGUUCACUCCUCUGCUUAUUGGGUUCAUUGUGGCCGCAGCAUUGAUGUGUGUUCUUGUUGCCAUCCUAAUGUACAAGUACAUGCAGAAACCAAAGUAUGAGAUACAGUGGAAAGUGGUGGAAGAAAUCAAUGGAAAUAACUACGUUUAUAUUGACCCAACACAGCUUCCCUAUGACAACAAAUGGGAGUUUCCCAGAGACAGACUGUGCUUUGGUAAGAUCUUAGGUGCUGGAGCAUUCGGCAAAGUAGUUGAAGCAACGGCUUAUGGUCUUUUGAAAGCAGACACCACAUUGACUGUUGCUGUUAAAAUGCUGAAACCAAGUGCCCAUUUAACAGAGAGAGAAGCUCUAAUGUCUGAACUAAAAGUUUUAAGUUAUCUUGGACACCACAAAAAUAUUGUGAAUCUUCUUGGAGCCUGCACUAUUGGAGGGCCGACCCUCGUCAUCACAGAAUAUUGCUGUUAUGGAGAUCUUCUGAAUUUUUUGAGACGAAAACGUGAUUCAUUUAUUUGUCCAAAAUUUGAAGAACAUUCAGACACUGCACUUUACAAGAACCUCCUUAACUCCAGAGAUCACAUUUGUGACGGAAUGAGUGAAUAUAUGGACAUGAAGCCUGGAGUGUCUUACGUUGUCCCUGCUAAGACCGGCAAACGACGAUCAGGUUCAUAUGUUGAUCAAGAUGUCACCAUUGCUAUGCCCGAAGAGGAUGAUUUAGCUUUGGAUACAGAAGAUCUCAUCAGCUUUUCAUUCCAGGUUGCCCAGGGAAUGAACUUCCUUGCUUCUAAAAAUUGCAUUCAUCGGGAUUUGGCAGCAAGAAACAUACUCCUUACUAAUGGUCGAAUUACCAAAAUCUGUGACUUUGGCCUCGCUAGAGACAUCAAGAAUGACUCAAAUUAUGUGGUUAAGGGAAAUGCUCGACUUCCAGUGAAGUGGAUGGCCCCUGAAAGUAUCUUCCAUUGCGUGUACACGUUUGAAAGUGAUGUUUGGUCAUAUGGAAUACUCCUUUGGGAAAUAUUUUCUCUAGGAAGCAGUCCAUAUCCCCGAAUACCGGUGGAUUCCAAGUUCUACAAGAUGAUAAAAGAUGGAUACCGCAUGUUGAGUCCAGAAUGUGCACCAGCUGAAUUGUAUGAAAUCAUGAAAGGUUGCUGGAAUUCUGAUCCACUGAAGCGACCAACAUUUAAACAAAUCGUACAGAAGAUAGAACAACAGCUAUCAGAUGGCAAAGGACAUACUCUUUUAAAUACUUCCCCUUUGAUUUCGAACCAAAUUCCCCUGGAUCAUUCAGUCCGAAUUAAUUCAAUUGGAAGCACCACAUCUUCCACACAACCAUUACUGGUACAAGGAAGCCUCUGAAUGAACAUUAAAAAGAACUCAGACCCUGCGCAAAUUACAGCUCAGUCUAUGUGAUUCUCCUGUUCUGUCUAUCAUUUGUCAUGGGAUCAACGCAUCUAAUGCUAAAAUCAUCAGUGUACUAAAUAGGACCACCAGAUCCUAGGGACAAUGAGAAAUACAACCGCCACGUACUAUGGAAGACAUCAAAGCAACAAACUAAUCAUGCCAAAUGGGCAGUAAAUGAUGUGACUCCUGCUACCAUAUAUCAUUGGUAGCCAUAUUGGUAGCCAUAUUUCAGAGUAUUGUUGGUUUUUGCUACAGAACCUCUUUUAAGUAGCAUAAUAGUGAACAUUCGAUUGCUUUGUUUUGUCUUGUAUGUUCUUCUGUCACUGGGAAGAUUACAUAUUUAUUUUUGUAAAUGAAAAAUGCUUCUGAAGAAUAUUGUACAGAGAUCUGUACAAUCUGAAAUUUUGAUGUUAACCAUUGUGUUUUGAUUGACGCAGUCUUUCAAAUAAUAUUUUUUUGUUUGUUUCGUUUUUUUUUUUAAAUACUUUGUCGAAACGUCCUAAGACAGGCAGGUUUACACUGUAUCUUGAUUCCACUGAGAAAAAAAAGGGUUGUAUUGUUUCCUAGACUCGUAGGAGGGAAAUUUUAAUCCUUAAGGACCCCAUUUCAUUUUUAAUUUCAAAUGUAGAAAUGUUAAGAAUGAAAAUAAUACUGUAUGUACCUCAAAAGGCUGUGUGUAUAUGUGUAUGUAGGUACGUAUACGUGCAAAUUCAACAUCAAUCUGUACUCUGUCAUUCAGAAGAAUAUAAUAUGCUCAACCAAUAUCCACACCAUUUUUAUUUUGUAUAUAUUUAUUGAUUAUUCUCAGGCACUUAAUCAUAGAGAUAAAUACAGUCAAUGCACUAGGUAUGUAUGUUAAAUUAUCUUAUGUAUAGAAAAAAAUAGCUUUAAUAACAAAGAAUUGCAAAAGUUAACUAUAGGUCAUAACACAUUGGUAGGAUGCUUGCAGUUCUUCUUACUGUGUGUCGUGCUACUCUACAGAACCAUGUGUCCCAUUUAUACGUAUUUGCACUGGACUUGUCUCUCUUGUUCUUGCACCUUUUUGAAAUGUUUUAAGAUAUUCAUGCAAAAUAAAAUAAUUUAAAAAAUAAAAAAAGGAUUAACUGUACGUGGACCAAUUAGCUGAUGGAGAGAUGAACACGGGGGUAGAUAAUCUUAUAGGGGAAAGGUUGGUUUGUGUAUAUAACCAAAGUUAUGGUGUUGAGCCAAUUUGUCAACUUAGAACCAAGGUUCAUACAGUGACUAAUAUGUUCUCACUUGCCAACCUUUUCUUUCACUCUUUCUAAGUCUCCACAAGACUAAGUAGAAAGUAAAUUGGAUCUUUCAGAUCCUGACUGUGUUUUUGUUUGAGUACAGGACUUAGACAAACUCACUCUAGAGUCAGGGUUGUGGCACAAGGAAAAAAAACAUGAUAUUUGAAUUAUCUCUUGACUCUGCAUUAGUUACACUCCCUAAGUACUGUUGUUGUUCCAAACGCCAAUGAGUUAACUGAGCUUUGCUCUGGAUAAAAUAUUAACAUUGAUUUGCCGGGGGUUUCCUGACACAUUAAGAGGCAUGGGAAAAUGCUGGUUAAUGUAUAUGGAAGUCCUCAGGAAUGAAGCUCUCUGUAAAGGUUAACCUUCUCUAAUGGACAAAUCAGCAGAAUCUGAAAUCGAUAACUGAAAGUUUCAAUUUAUGGUACCUGCCCAGACCAGCUACGUUUCUAAUGGUUAGUCUCUUUACCUACUGUAUGACCAUCACUGUUUAAUAGACCACUUGUUAAUAUUAUUGUUAUGGAGGUACUUUGGGGGCACUUAGUCUGACAUUUUAUUUGAAUCAUUUUGAGAUGUUAUAUUUUUGUACUUUUUGUUUUAAAUGCCACUGUUAUUUGACUGUGACUAGAUGUUUCAAUUUUAUUUGUUUUAUGUUCUGUAAAUAUGGAUAAUGUCACAAUAAUUUCUUUGAAGCCCCUGACUUUUCAUAGUAUUUUUCUAUGAGUGUAAAUAUGUGUAAUAAAUGUUGCAAGUUUGUAAAACAUUUUGGGGUACGUCUAUCCCCUUAAAAUACAAAGAACAGUUCUUAAUAAAA
Pelobates fuscus (common spadefoot toad) is the source of this 5073-nucleotide messenger RNA. RefSeq names its product KIT proto-oncogene, receptor tyrosine kinase (gene KIT). The record is from RefSeq and is a predicted model, not a curated record. Gene Ontology annotation, molecular function: cytokine binding; ATP binding; transmembrane receptor protein tyrosine kinase activity. The transcript is spliced from 21 exons. The coding region runs from base 73 to 2961 and encodes 962 amino acids. Gene Ontology annotation, biological process: positive regulation of cell migration; positive regulation of receptor signaling pathway via JAK-STAT; protein phosphorylation. NCBI's taxonomy places the organism in Eukaryota, Metazoa, Chordata, Amphibia, Anura, Pelobatidae. Gene Ontology annotation, cellular component: signaling receptor complex; plasma membrane.